Molecule: messenger RNA, 701 nt
Organism: Phlebotomus argentipes
Lineage: Eukaryota; Metazoa; Arthropoda; Insecta; Diptera; Psychodidae
Exons: 2
Coding region: 48-701 (217 amino acids)
Biological process (GO): regulation of transcription by RNA polymerase II
Cellular component (GO): nucleus; transcription regulator complex
Source: RefSeq, a predicted model, not a curated record
AACGUCAAUUGACGUUGACGUUAAAGUUUUGACGACGCAGCGCAAUCAUGUCUUUUGAGGAGCGCCUGAUAUCUUGUGUGAGGAAACGGGAGCCCCUUUGGAACAUUAAGUCAAAUGCUUAUCGCAGGCAAGACUUGAAGGAGGAGAAGUGGCUGGAAGUUGCAAGGGAACUUCACACAUCUGUGGAAAACUGCAAAACCCGAUUCAGGUCGCUGCGUGAUCGCUACGGAAAAGAGCUGAAAAAGAGAGGCACAGCAUUGAGGAAUGGUGUUGAUGAGGAGGAUGAGUGGAUGUAUUUCAAGCAACUGGACUUCCUGCGAAACUACGGCAGGAAGAAUAGAUCUCAGCAAUAUGCAAUUGUGCCUAAGAGUGAGACCGCUGAGGAUUCUUGGGACAAUCAAGAAUCUGCAAUUGUGCUGUCCUCCAAUGUUGAUUCCAUGGUAAAUCCUCUGGAGUCCACAGAGCAGCCCACUGUUCAGGAGUUCCACGAGGAAAUGGACGUGAUUGAUGAAAAGUUCAGCCACUUUCUGGAGAAUGCAAACUCAUUUUUGAGCACAAAUAUGAAGAGAAACGCGCCCAAGAGCUCCUUCCUUCCCUACUUGGAGGAGAAGAUGCAGCUUCUGCCACAGAACGUGAGGAAUGAUCUGGAAUUCGAGUUUCUGGCGAGGAUUAAUGAGGAACUACAAAAAGACAAAAACUGA